Molecule: messenger RNA, 2178 nt
Organism: Diaporthe amygdali
Lineage: Eukaryota; Fungi; Ascomycota; Sordariomycetes; Diaporthales; Diaporthaceae
Product: short-chain-fatty-acidligase
Exons: 1
Coding region: 1-2178 (725 amino acids)
Biological process (GO): fatty acid metabolic process
Molecular function (GO): medium-chain fatty acid-CoA ligase activity
Source: RefSeq, a predicted model, not a curated record
AUGUUGCCAGCACUCACCUCGCGAUGGGCUCCCCAAGCGCUAAGAGCUGCCCGGAUUCAGCCGCGGCAAUUGAAGGCGAGGACGGCGGUCCGGGGAAGCAGGGCUGUCCCUCUGGCUGUGGCCGGGCCUCAAGCGAGGUUCUCCAGUGCCCUUACAUACAGCAUCUCUCAGGGGCCAGAUGAACCUCCCCUCUUGCCUUAUACCAUCCCCGAGCACUUCGCCAGGGUCGUGUCCGAGCAUGGUGACAGGCCAGCAGUCAUCUGCCGCAGCCCAACAACCACCGUCCUCGCCGGCGAGGAGACAAAUUUGAGCUAUGCCGCCCUCGACGCCAACUCCAGCAGCUUGGCUCACUCCCUGAGGUCGCUUGGUGUGAAAAAGGGCGACAGAGUGGCCGUCAAGCUCGGCAAUACGGCCGAGCACGCUGCGCUGACGUAUGCUGUGUUCAAGCUGGGCGCCAUCUUGGUGCCACUCAACCCGACCUUCAACGCCUCGCAGGUCGCCGCCGCCUUGUCGCACCUGGGCGUCGAGGUCUUUGUCGUCGCGGCCGUCACCGACCGUGCCUACAAGCCCUGCCAGGGGCGGAGCAACCUCGACCUCCUCAGGAGCCUGAUCCCGGACCUAUCGUCAGGGCGCGUCGAGAGUCCACUGGUGCCGACACUGAGAAAGGUCGUGGUGGUGGACAAUUCCUCGUCCCAUCCUGCUGUGGACUUCUGUCUGGCCGACUACCCAUCUUUGACCCCUUACGAGACGCUCAGUCCGUCGUCAUCCUCAUCGCUGAGUAGCACCCGCCCUGUCGUGCCCGACUCCCCUCUCCAUGCUCAGGACUGCAUCAACAUCCAAUUCACAUCCGGGACGACAUCUCACCCCAAGGCCGCCAUGCUCACGCACACGGGAAUCCUCAACAACGGACACCUGAUCGCGAGGCGCAUGGGGCUGACCCCGUCCGACCUCAUCGUCUGCCCGCCGCCACUGUUUCACUGCUUCGGAUGCGUGCUUGGCUACAUGGCGACUGCUACUAGUGGCUCGGCUAUCUUAUUUCCAUCACCUGCAUUCGAUCCCCUCGCGAGCCUCAAGAUGGCCGCCGACCACCGCGCCACGGGCCUGUACGGCGUGGCGACCAUGUUCGUGUCGAUGCUCGAGCUGCUUGACAAGAAGUCCCGGCCCCUUGCGCCUGCGGACGCCGACCGGCUGCCCUCGCACCUGCGCAAGGGCAUCGCGGCCGGCUCGUCUGUCCCAGAGUCGCUCAUGCGCAAGCUCUACGACAGGCUGGGCCUGAGCGAGCUCGUGAUCUGCUACGGCAUGACCGAGACGAGCCCGGUCUCGUGUAUGACCGCCCCGGGCGACCCCUUGGACAAGCGGACUGGCACCAUUGGCAAGGUGAUGCCGCACACGCGCAUCAAGAUUGUCGACCCGGCGGACAGGAGCAAGAUCGUCCCGAUUGGCGAGCGAGGCGAGUUGGCUACGAGUGGAUAUCUCGUCAUGCAAGGGUACUGGGGUGACGAGGAGAAGACAAAGGAGGUCCGCAUCCUAGAGCCUGACGUCGAUGUUGGGAUGGCAGGCAGCCCUAAUGCCACAGGGGAGCCAGCGGUAGCACAGAACGGCGACUCGGACUCUGGCGCUGGGGGCCGCUGGUGGAUGUACAGCGGGGACGAGGCGAGCAUGACAGCGGACGGGUACGUGUCGAUAACAGGGCGCAUCAAGGACCUGAUCAUCCGCGGCGGCGAAAACAUCCACCCGCUCGAGAUCGAGAACGCGCUGUUCCAGCACCCACUGAUCGCCGAGGCAUCGGUGGUAGGCGUGCCCGACGCGAAGCACGGCGAGGCCGUCUGCGCCUUCGUCGUGCCGCGCGCCGGCGUCGCCACCGAGGACGACCCCACGUUCGGCGAGGACGGCUUUGCCCGCUCCGAGAGCCAGGGCCUGCCGCUGCUGCGGAAGGAUGACGUCCGCGCGUGGGUGCGCGGGCGCCUGUCGUCUCACCUGGUGCCCAAGUAUGUGUUUUGGACGGACGACUACCCUAAGACGGCGAGUGGGAAGAUCCAGAAGUAUAAGCUGCGGGAUGCGGCGAGGGACCUGAUUCACAUCCACACUGGACCGGGUAGUGUGGAUGAGAAGUAUGAGGCUGUUUUGGAGAAGCAGAUUGGUGGUAAGGGCGAUAGUCGGUCAUCUUGGGAGAGGUAG